AUGCCGCCAUUCCCGCCAUGCCCGAAGAUGAAGCCGCAGAUCUAUGGUGCAAUGCCCGAAAAGCCCAAUCCUAAGAUGGCGUACGCCCUUGCGCACUCUGCUCGCUGCAAGCUUGCCUUGUCCGCAAAUCGGCCUGACCGCAACCUACGUAUGGUCCUUGGCCACGCAUUUGCACUGGAUAACCUCCUCGUCCGGAUUGUCGAAAUCGAAAACGAAUCCGUUGCCAACCAAUUUGACAACUCGAAGCCUGACGAAGACCAGCCCGUCAUCCAGUCCGAGAUUGCUCAACAUGAUAAGCAGACCGCCGGCAUUGGCGGGGGUGCAGGGGUCACGGUCGCCGAGACAGGUUCUCUGGCCAAGCCACAACCUCAAUCGCAAGGCCGUCGAGUCUCCUUUGGCAACUCAGCCCAGUUCCGGCCUUCAGAGUACAACGGUAAUGGUGGCAGCGGCUCAAAACGUCGCAAAUCGCCUCCACCGAAGAAAGUCAUCCCUAAAGGUUACGAAGACGAGGAAUCAACCAGCAGUGAUGACUACGAUGACAUAGACCCGGCAGAUUUUGUGACCCCACAGAGACCUCAGGCUGCUAUUCGCAACAAUACCAAGUUUGAAGACGUUCCGAAGGACCCCUACGAAGACGAGGAGGAGGAGGAGGAGGGGGAGGAGGAGGAAGAAGAAGAAGAAGAAGACACCAGUCUCGGCUUGACUCGCUUCGAAUCUGCCUCGGCGCAGCGCCCACGUCCACCACCCAAGAAAGCCCCAUCGCCGCCUCCCGAGGAUGUCCCUGCCCUGGAGGAAGAUUGGUCCGAUGGAGAAGCCGAGGACCGCCCCGAGCCACCCUCUCCACCGCAGUUCGCAGACGACGUGUUGCGUACUGCCAUGACGGAAGGUGAGAAGGACGAAGAGCUGGGCAACUUGUACGAGACUUUAAGAGGCUGUCCCUGCUGUAAGCAGCACGGUAGCGCACCCAAGAAGAGCGGCGUAUGGAAGGUCCAGGCCGAGGGCGGUAAGCAGUACGCUGUACUCGCCGAGGAGCAAGAUGGCGCACAGGCGCUGGAGCAGCCGCAUGAGAUUGCUGUAGGUGCGUGA
Cyphellophora europaea CBS 101466 is the source of this 1086-nucleotide messenger RNA. RefSeq lists its product as uncharacterized. Lineage: Eukaryota; Fungi; Ascomycota; Eurotiomycetes; Chaetothyriales; Cyphellophoraceae. The record is from RefSeq and is a predicted model, not a curated record. The transcript has a single exon. Bases 1 to 1086 code for a protein of 361 amino acids.